Molecule: messenger RNA, 483 nt
Organism: Saitoella complicata NRRL Y-17804
Lineage: Eukaryota; Fungi; Ascomycota; Saitoellomycetes; Saitoellales; Saitoellaceae
Product: Redoxin
Exons: 1
Coding region: 1-483 (160 amino acids)
Biological process (GO): cellular response to oxidative stress; cell redox homeostasis; hydrogen peroxide catabolic process
Cellular component (GO): mitochondrion; peroxisome; cytoplasm
Molecular function (GO): thioredoxin peroxidase activity
Source: RefSeq, a predicted model, not a curated record
AUGUCCGUCAUCACCGAAGGCACCAAGCUCCCCUCCGGCACCCUCCACGAAUCCAACCCCGGAAACCAACUCUCCACCUCCACCCUCUUCUCAGCCGGCCGCCACAUCAUCUUCGGCGUCCCCGGUGCCUUCACCCCCGGCUGCCACAAAACCCACCUUCCGGGCUACAUCCAAGACUACUCCAAAUACACCUCCAAAGGGAUCGACUCCAUUUCUUGCGUGUCCGUGAACGACGCUUUCGUUAUGGCCGCCUGGGGUGAGUCCGUCGGGGCUGAUGGAAAAGUUCGGAUGUUGGCCGAUCCGACGGGGGAGUGGUUGAGGCAAAUGGGGUUGGUGUUUGAUGCUACGCCGUUGUUGGGGAAUGAGCGUGCGAAGAGGUUUUCGUUGGUUGUGGAGGAUGGGGUUGUCAAGAGGGUUAAUGUUGAGGAGGAUAAUACUGGGUUGACGUGUUCUUUGUCGAAUGUUUUGUUUGACCAGCUUUGA